This is a messenger RNA of Nerophis lumbriciformis (worm pipefish), 1921 nucleotides long. RefSeq names its product calponin 1, basic, smooth muscle, b (gene cnn1b). The record is from RefSeq and is a predicted model, not a curated record. Gene Ontology annotation, molecular function: actin filament binding. Gene Ontology annotation, cellular component: actin cytoskeleton. NCBI's taxonomy places the organism in Eukaryota, Metazoa, Chordata, Actinopteri, Syngnathiformes, Syngnathidae. Gene Ontology annotation, biological process: actomyosin structure organization; actin filament organization.
CGGAAAGUUGCCUCCGCGCUGCACCGCCAUUGUCCACACGGCACGGCUGCGAAUAUAAGAAGAGCCCCGCGGAUUGGUCGCGGAACUUCCGCGUGUUUCCCCCUUUCUCUUCUCAGCCCUGACCCCUCUCGUUCAUUUUUUAAAGCUCUCUUUUAUUGUAAAUAGCGAACAUGUCACAACAUUUCAGAAGCGGCCCGGCUUUUGGACUUUCUGCCGAGGUCAAGAGUAAGCUGGCAGGGAAGUAUGACCCUCAUAUUGAGGAAGAGCUGAGGCUGUGGAUUCAGGAUGUGACCGGCAUGAAGAUUGGAGAGAACUUCAUGGAGAGUCUGAAGGACGGAGUAAUGCUAUGCGAACUCAUCAAUCUUCUUCAGCCCGGCUCUGUGAGGAAGAUCAACCACUCCAGUCAAAACUGGCACCAGUUGGAGAACAUUGGAAAUUUUGUCCGUGCAAUUACAGAGUACGGCCUGAAGCCGCACGACAUCUUUGAGGCCAACGAUCUGUUCGAGAAUGUCAACCACACUCAGGUCCAGUCCUCGCUUAUCGCCCUGGCGGGAAUGGCCAAGUCGAAAGGUUUCCACUCCAAGUACGACAUAGGAGUGAAAUACGCUGAGAAACAGCAGCGCCGCUUCGCUCCAGAGAAGCUGCGGGAAGGACGCAACAUCAUCGGCCUGCAGAUGGGCACCAACAAGCUUGCCAGCCAAAAAGGCAUGACCUCUUACGGCACAAGACGCCAUCUCUAUGACUCCAAGAUGGGCAUGGACAACCCGAUGGACCAAUCCACCAUCAGCUUACAGAUGGGUACCAACAAAGGAGCCAACCAGUCGGGCAUGACCGCCCCCGGCACAAGGAGGCACAUCUUCGACAAGAAGCUGGAGCUGGAGAACUGCGACACCACCACCAUAUCUCUGCAGAUGGGCACCAACAAGGUGGCCUCCCAGCAGGGCAUGACCUCCUACGGCCUGCCCCGCCAGGUCUACGACAACAAGUACUGCACCAACCCCACCGAGGCGGCCUACAACAACAACGGCGGGCAGGCGGAGUUCGACGGAUACAACCAGUACUCCGACUAAAACCCCCUCAGACUGGUAUUCCAAACACUGAUUUGACGUCUCGCUCCCUGGCCUUUUUAGACACGGUUUUUACUCUCUGGGAAGGUUUCCACGGGUACGACAAUAAUACUUUACAUGGCCAACUUCUGUGGUUCUUGAUACCAGACCAGACUUAAAGGUUGAUAUUUAAUAUCUAUUUAUGGAUACAAUUGUAAUUAGAGACCGCGUUGGUGCUACUGAACCUUUUUGACCGACCCCUCCUUCUGACCCAGCUUGUUUUUUUUAUUUGAAACCCCCUAAUAUAGUCCGAGGCCUAACAAAUGACCCAGGGUUUCGGCUACGAUUGACGUGGCUUGCGUGGAAUGUUUUAUUUUCGUAAAUCUAAGGCAUAACAAAAAGUAUAUUAGGCAGCUGAUUUACUUGUAGUCACCACCGAUUUUUUUACACAGCUAAAAAAAAAAAAGGCUUGCUUUUAUUAUUUUAUACGAGAAACGCGCCCCUUUUUUUGCGUCAAAUAAACACGCUGGUUUGUCUUCGACCGAGCUACUGUAUUUUAAUUCACCAAAUGUCUUGAAUGUAACGUUGCUGCGUGCGCUGGCGUGUGAAGGGUUAAGCAAGAAGCACAGUGUGGCUUGAAAAUGUGAACGCUCGGAGUGGAGCGCCAUCUAGUGUUGUGUAAUCCUCACACCGGUCACCCUCCCCCCCCUUUUUUUUUAAUUCUUUUUUUUUUAACAUUCCUUAAAUUAAAUCGGUGGAAGAAAAAGCAGUUUUUGCAAGUAGAACUGCAGCUAAUGGUAACAUUUCACUUUUCAACAAUGUACGGCUUUCACUAAACAUGACUUUUGUGCAAUAAAAACACUUGAAAAAUACAA